Molecule: messenger RNA, 3083 nt
Organism: Solenopsis invicta (red fire ant)
Lineage: Eukaryota; Metazoa; Arthropoda; Insecta; Hymenoptera; Formicidae
Product: facilitated trehalose transporter Tret1
Exons: 6
Coding region: 712-2145 (477 amino acids)
Biological process (GO): transmembrane transport
Cellular component (GO): membrane
Molecular function (GO): transmembrane transporter activity
Source: RefSeq, a predicted model, not a curated record
CUUUGGGUUCGCGCCGAAUCAUCGGGUUUGCGAACGCAAGCGACAGGAAGCUUGCGCGACACAUAAUAAGAAUUGACUUACCGUAUUAAAGUACCUAAUUACGUAACGUAGUAUCCAUAAUGGACGUUUCACGAAAGCUCCAGGCGGCUGGAUAACAACCACCCGCUUCCCGGCAUGCGCGCAGCAGGGACAGCCAAAACGGAGGCCGUAAAGGAACAGAAGAAUGAGGUAAGCGUGAAAGUAGCAGUGUCAGGGAUCAUAAACUCGUCAACUACAGAUAAUGCGAUGUAAACAGCGAAGCACACUCCUCAUUCACUUUUGCCGCCUCGUCAGUUAAAGAGAAGCCGCGUGACGCAACGCGACGAAAUACUUCGCGGCGCAAGAACCGGGAGUUCCGAGAGACUGCGUUUCGAAAGCUAUUAUCCUCCAGCCGUAAGAGACCAGGGAGGACGGUAGUACCCUUUCGUGUGACAUAACCCUAUUUUGUUCCAUUUAAGUUAGCUCCCGGCUUCCACGGUUUCGCCGUCGCUCGCCCUAACGUCGUGCCCGGAAAAUCGCCGUUCAGUGAGAUUCGCAUCGCAAACACGCAACAAUUUUUAUUUUCGCUGGAUCACUCAACUGUAAAUCUGCUUUUAGCAGCUAAACCUGUGUCUUGAUAUUUGUUUUCAGUGAAAAAUACGAGAGUAACGCCGUGGUGAAUUUGAAAUAAAAAUGGCAAAAAUAUUCAAAGCUCUAUUUCAAUUGUGGCCUCAAUGGUUUGCAACUCUAACAGUAUGUCUAUUAAACAUCAGUAUUGGUCUCGCAAUCGGUUGGACAUCGCCUUAUUUAGCACAACUAACCGGUGAGAAUCCGCCGUUUCCCGUAACGUUCGAAGAAGGAUCCUGGAUAGCCUCUCUAUUACCACUCGGACGCCUCUUAGGCGCCAUCAUUGGAUCUCUCAUUUUAGAAUAUAUCGGCAGCAAGAUGUCUGUUCUAUUCACGGGAGUGCCGAUGAUUUUCAGUUGGAUUUGCAUAAUAUGUGCCAAUUCCCCUUUAUGGUUGUACGUCUCGAGAAUAUUUUCAGGUAUAUCAAUGGGAAUGAUAUUCAGCUGCUACCCGAUUUAUAUCGGUGAAAUUUCCGCACCAUCGAUCCGUGGCGCCUUGGUGUGUGUAAUUAUCAAUGGAUUGCCCAUAGGCACACUUUUUGGUAAUAUAAUGGGUCCCAAUAUGCCAAUGAUGUAUUUCGGUAUCAUUAGCUUGAUAAUAACGAUAUGCUACAUGGCUAUUUUUCCAUUCCUGCCGCAGACGCCGUAUUAUUACGUGCGACACAAUAACACUAAGAGAGCAGAACAAGCCGUUCGAUGGUAUUAUCGAAAACCUGAUGUAAAAAGCGAAAUAGAAGCCGUAGAACAUUUCGUCAGGUCAACAAGUGCGAUGAGCAUGAAGGAACGAUUAGAGCAACUAAAAGAGCCCAAAAAUCGUCGCUCUUUGAUAAUGAUAAUACUAUUAUUUAUGUUCAUGCAACUCAGUGGAUUAAACACUAUUGUAUUUUACAUGGAGAUUAUCGUGAGAAAGGCAAUGGUCACAUCAAUUACGCCUUCGACCUUAGUAAUUAUCGUCAGUGCAGUCAGUAUAAUUAUCGGCUGGAUGGGGGCAAUUGCCAUCGAUCGUUGCGGUCGCAGAAUUUUGUUAGCGAUAUCAUCCUUUGGCGUGAUGACCGGUAUGACAUUGUUAGGUUUACACUUCUUCCUGAUGGACUACGACUACGAUCCGAGUAAUCUCGAAUGGUUGAUGAUCCUAUCAUUCUUGAUGUUCACAACAAUGUGUUUCGGACUCACACCGGUGCCUAGCACAAUGUUGAGCGAAUUAUUUCCAUCCGAUCUGAAAAGUAUAGCUGGAUUCGUUGGGAGCAUCACGUCAGCAGUAUUCGCAUUUGUCGCUUCGAAGACGUAUCAGCCGUUGGUAGAUAUCAUCACAGAGAAAUACGUCUUUUGGAUCUACGCAGUGAUCAUCAUGAUCAGCUUGAUAUAUUCGCUCACCAUGGUGCCAGAGACAAAAGGAAAAACGCUGCAGGUAGUCGAUCACAUAUUGUAUAUCAUUACGAGACAAAGUUUUAUUUUAGAUUCGGCGGAUAAAAUAUUGCAUGUUAAUCAUUGCCAAUGUUAAUAGGAAAUUCAAGAUAUGAUGACCGCAAGAAGUGCCACUCAAAGAUCAGAACAGUCACACGUUGAAAAUGUUCAAACAUAGUAAAUUAUCUAUAACUCUUUCAGAAUUUAGAAUAAUUAUUUUUACUGUAAUUAUAAGAGAUAUAUAAUAUAGAAAAUAUACUGAAGUAUAUGUAUCAUAUACUUUGUUAACAUUGUACAUGUGAUUUAUAUAAAUAAUUAUAAAAAUAAAAGAAUUUUAAUAUAAAAAAAAACUGAUUACAAAAAAACUGAACAAAUCAACAAGAAGAUUUAAUAUUGAACAUGAAUGAUAAUUUAGAAAUAAAAAAUUGGAAAAAAGAUGAAACGGACUGAACAGAAAUCGUAAAAUUUCAGUUAAUUUAAAUGAAACAGUGUUAUUUCAACUUUUCUUCGUGUAUGCAAUAAAAUAAAAUAAAAAUAUCAGCAAUAAUCCCGAUAUAUCUCAAAUUUAAUUUAAAUAAUUAGAACAUAACGUGUAAAAUACGUCAGUAUUCUUGAUUUAUGCAUAUGUAUACGUAAUAAAUUUUUAAAUUAAAAUUUUUGAUUCAAAUUAUACUAUUAUUACAAAUAAAUUAUAUUGUUUAUAUUGUAAUAAAAAACCAUUCAUUUGUUAUUGUACUCGUAUUCUCUAAAUCGGAAUCAAUGUAUUACUCAUUGAAAGGCGGUAAACAGCCUUUGAUUUCAGUGAUAUACUAAUUAUAUCAAUCCGUGAUUAUGUACUGUCUUUCAAUGAUAAGACACUGAUUCCGAUCAAUCAGAGACCCCUCUCUUAAGCUGAAUCAUCGAAAGACAGUAAAUAAUCACUGAUAAUCACAAUUAUAGCACUGCAAAUCAAUAAGAUUUCACUAAUUUAGAUUUAGAGAUAUAUUAAAAUGAUAUACGAUUUCUGCAAUUAUAAUAAUCGGUCAAAAUUCACUA